Messenger RNA from Lycium ferocissimum, 2923 nucleotides. Its product is annotated as cation/H(+) antiporter 15-like. Gene Ontology annotation, biological process: regulation of pH; proton transmembrane transport. Gene Ontology annotation, cellular component: endomembrane system; membrane. Gene Ontology annotation, molecular function: antiporter activity. The record is from RefSeq and is a predicted model, not a curated record. Bases 212 to 2740 code for a protein of 842 amino acids. The transcript is spliced from 3 exons. Lineage: Eukaryota; Viridiplantae; Streptophyta; Magnoliopsida; Solanales; Solanaceae.
CCUUUCCUUUCUUCUUUCAUGAAACUCUGAUUUUCAGACCAAAAAAUAAAACAAAAAUCACAAUAGCAGUCAAAUGCUUAUAUUUUUAAAUAUCCAACGAAUGUAGCACGUAGCCAUGCAUGUUCAUGAUGAUUUUUUAUGGUUGACAACAUAAUACUUUGUAUGCUUUUUGGAUUUAACUUUAGAUUAAGGACAACAUUUGAGAGGCAAAAUGGCAGCAGAGGUAGUAACGGUUGCAAACAAAACCGAGGAGAACAUAGUAUGCUAUGCUCCAACCAUGAUAACAACCAAUGGAAUAUGGCAGGGUGAAAAUCCACUUGAUUAUUCAUUGCCACUCUUCAUAUUGCAAUUGACAUUAGUUGUUGUCUUGACUCGCAUUCUCGUUUUUAUCUUGAAACCCUUUCGUCAACCUCGCGUUGUCGCUGAGAUCCUUGGUGGUGUAAUUUUGGGGCCAUCAGUAUUAGGAAGAAGUAAAAAAUUUGCUGAUACAAUAUUUCCUCUAAGAAGUGUGAUGGUCCUUGAGACAAUGGCAAACAUAGGCCUUCUUUAUUUUCUUUUUCUGGUUGGAGUAGAAAUGGACAUUGCUGUUAUCCGAAGAACAGGCAAAAAAGCAAUACCGAUAGCUCUAGCAGGGAUGGUAGUUCCAUUUCUCAUAGGAGUUUCGUUCUCCUUCAUGUUGCAUAAGAGUUCACAAGAUACUAAACAAGGGACUUUCAUACUCUUCCUUGGAGUCGCGCUUUCUGUCACUGCAUUUCCUGUUCUUGCAAGAAUCCUCGCGGAGUUGAAACUUAUCAAUACUGAAAUUGGUAGGAUAGCAAUGUCUGCUGCCCUUAUUAAUGAUAUUUUAGCUUGGGUUCUCUUGGCUUUUGCCAUUGCCUUUUCAGAGAAUCAAAAUAUGGCUUUGGCUUCUGUUUGGGUGCUUCUGUCAAGUGCAGCGUUUGUUGUUUUCUGCGUUAUAAUUGUUAGGCCUUUAGUUGGAUGGAUGAUAAGGCGAACUCCAGAAGGCGAAGCUAUUAGUGAGUUCUCCAUAUGUCUCAUUCUCACAGGAGUAAUGAUAUGUGGAUUUAUAACAGAUGCUAUUGGGAUACAUUCUAUUUUCGGGGCUUUUAUAUUUGGCUUGGUCAUUCCUAAUGGUCCCCUUGGUGUUACACUUAUUGAAAGGCUAGAGGACUUUGUUUCGGGGCUUUUGCUGCCACUAUUUUUUGCCAUUAGCGGUCUCAAGACGGAGAUUAAUGCUAUUGAUGGAGUUGGUACAUGGGCCAUUUUAGCUCUAGUUAUAGUCCUAGCUUGUGCUGGAAAGAUUGCUGGAACAGUACUUGUUACUCUCUAUUACAGAAUUCCAUUGUAUGAAGGCAUUACUCUUGGUCUCCUCAUGAAUGCCAAAGGACUCAUUGAGAUGAUUGUGAUCAAUGUUGGUAAAGACCAAAAGGUACUUGAUGAGAAAUCUUUUGCAAUUAUGGUCAUGGUAGCUGUGCUUAUGACUGCAAUUAUCAUCCCAAUUGUGACACUGAUUUACAAGCCAGCAAGAAAGUUUGUGCCAUAUAAAAGAAGAACGGUUCAAAGUACAAAGCCAGAUAGUGAAUUCAGGGUACUGGUUUGUAUCCACACACCUAGAAAUGUUCCAACAAUCAUCAAUCUUCUCGAAGCAUCUUGUCCUACCAAGAAAUCUCCAAUAGGAAUAUACGUCCUCCACCUUGUCGAGCUCACUGGACGUUCAUCCGCAAUGCUUAUCGUCCAUAAUACGCGAAAAUCUGGCAGGCCAGCGCUUAACAGAACUCAAGCUCAAUCAGAUCACAUUAUCAAUGCAUUUGAGAACUUUGAGCAACAUGUUGGAUGCGUCUCAGUGCAACCCCUCACUGCCAUCUCUCCUUAUUCCACCAUGCACGAAGACAUUUGCUCUGUGGCUGAGGAUAAGCGAGUGGCGCUUCUAAUAAUCCCUUUUCACAAGCAACAAACAGUUGAUGGCGGGAUGGAAGUCACAAAUCCAGCUUUCCGAACCAUAAACCAAAACGUACUAGCAAAUGCACCUUGUUCAGUUGGGAUACUCGUUGACCGAGGCUUAAGCGGAUCCACUAGGCUAGCAGCAAAUCAAGUCUCUCACCAUGUAGCCGUGUUAUUCUUUGGUGGUCCCGAUGAUCGUGAAGCACUGUCGUAUGGAUUGAGAAUAAGGGAACAUCCCGGGAUCAACCUAACUGUCAUGAGAUUCCUCCCCGGAGAAGCUGCAAUUGAAGCAACAAGAUCAGAUUCAAGAAAAAGCAACAUGAAUGAUCCAGGAGUACUAACAGUAGUAACAGACGACGACAAAGAAAAACAGCUAGACGAGGACUAUGUCAGCGAGUUCAGAGCAAGAACAGCUAAUGAUGAUUCAGUUGUAUACAUUGAAAGAAUAGUGAAUCAUGGAGAAGAGACAGUAGCAGCAAUAAGGACAAUAGACAAUUCACAUGACUUGUUCAUAGUCGGUAGAGGACAAGGCAUUAUCUCACCGUUGACAGCUGGACUAACUGAUUGGAGCGAGUGCCCUGAGCUAGGUGCAAUAGGAGAUCUAUUGGCAUCCUCAGAUCAGGCUACGGCUGUUUCAGUGUUAGUGAUUCAACAAUAUGUAGGAAUGGGGGCAGGGGAUCAGCUUCUUACACCGGACAGCCCGGGUCAGCAACUACAUGAUCACUUUAACUUCAGCUAUAUGAAUCCCCGGACACAAAUAAGAGGGCAGCAACCUCAAUUCCAUUCACAACCCUGCUAACGUACUUAGGCUAUUUUUUUCUUUUUUUUUUUUUGGUUCCAUCAAAUUUUUGACAUUCUUUCUUACUUUUGUCAUGAAUUUUUGAAAGACCGCCUCGAAGGUGGAGGGUAGUAAUUGGAUCCUACCAAUCUAUUAUGUAUAAAACCUUACUGUUUAAAUUACUCUUUUUCUGCAGAAGACUUA